AUGGCUCAGCACUUCUCCCUGGCCGCCUGCGACGUGGUCGGCUUCGACCUGGACCACACUCUGUGUCGCUACAACCUGCCUGAGAGCGCCCGCCUCAUUUAUAAUAGCUUUGCUCAGUUCCUGGUCAAGGAGAAAGGGUAUGACAAGGAAUUGCUCACUGUGACUCCAGAGGGUUGGGAUUUCUGUUGCAAGGGCUUGGCAUUGGAUCUGGAAGACGGGAAGUUCAUUAAACUUGCAGAUAUGAAUGGCACCGUGCUCAGGGCAAGACACGGCACAAAGAUGCUGGCUCCGGAGGUGCUGGCGGAGGCGUACGGCAGGAAGGGGUGGAAGCGCUUCAUGCCAGACUCGGGAAUGGCCUGCCGGUCAGGAAAAUAUUAUUUUUAUGAUAACUACUUUGACCUGCCUGGAGCUCUUCUGUGUGCCAGAGUGGUGGACUCUUUAACAAAGCAGAACAAUGGUCAAAAACCAUUUGAUUUUUGGAAGGACAUAGUGGCUGGUAUACAACAUAAUUAUAAAAUGUCAGCUUUUAAAGAAAACUGUGGAAUAUAUUUUCCAGAAAUAAAAAGAGAUCCAGGCAGGUAUUUACACACUUGUCCGGAAUCUGUUAAAAAGUGGCUUCGACAGUUAAAAAAUGCUGGGAAAAUUCUUAUGUUAAUUACCAGUUCUCACAGUGAUUACUGUAGACUCCUCUGUGAAUAUAUCCUUGGGAACGAUUUUGAAUAUCUUUUUGACAUUGUGAUUACAAAUGCAUUGAAGCCUGGUUUCUUCUCCCAUUUACCAAGUCAGAGGCCUUUCCGGACACUUGAGAAUGAUGAGGAGCAGGAGGCACUGCCAUCUCUGGAUAAACCUGGCUGGUACUCCCAAGGGAACGCUGUCCACCUUUAUGAACUUCUGAAGAAAAUGACUGGCAAACCUGAACCCAAGGUUGUUUACUUUGGGGACAGCAUGCAUUCAGAUAUUUUCCCAGCCUGUCAUUAUAGUAAUUGGGAGACAGUCCUCAUCCUGGAAGAGCUCAGAGGGGACAGAGACGGGAAGCCUGAGGACUGAGAGCCUCUAGAGAAGAAAGGAAAAUAUGAGGGACUGAAGGCAAAGCCUCUAAAUAGAUUAUCUAAAAAAUGGGGCUCUUUUUUUAUUGAUUCAGUUUCCGGACUGGAAAAUACAGAAGAUUCCUUGGUUUAUACAUGGUCUUGUAAGAGAAUCAGUGCUUACAGCACUAUUGCAAUUCCAAGUAUUGAAGCAAUAGCAGAAUUACCCCUGGACUACAAAUUUACAUGUUUCUCUUCAAACAAUUCAAAAACGGCAGGCUAUUAUCCAAACCCUCCAUUGGUCUUAUCAAAUGAUGGGAAACUGACAACCAAAUAAACCAUGUUUACUGAAAAAUGAAG
Molecule: messenger RNA, 1385 nt
Organism: Balaenoptera ricei (Rice's whale)
Lineage: Eukaryota; Metazoa; Chordata; Mammalia; Artiodactyla; Balaenopteridae
Product: 5'-nucleotidase domain-containing protein 1-like
Molecular function (GO): 5'-nucleotidase activity
Source: RefSeq, a predicted model, not a curated record